This is a messenger RNA of Syngnathus acus (greater pipefish), 986 nucleotides long. It is a transcript of the gene ak6, whose product is annotated as adenylate kinase 6. The coding region runs from base 176 to 706 and encodes 176 amino acids. Gene Ontology annotation, molecular function: ATP binding; ATP hydrolysis activity; AMP kinase activity. The record is from RefSeq and is a predicted model, not a curated record. NCBI's taxonomy places the organism in Eukaryota, Metazoa, Chordata, Actinopteri, Syngnathiformes, Syngnathidae. Gene Ontology annotation, cellular component: nucleus; cytoplasm. The transcript is spliced from 6 exons.
ACGGCAAGCUUGUCGUAAAUUGUGCGACAGUUAACGUAAACUGCGAUGACAUCAAUUUAUGGCAACGUUUUUAUGUGCAAAGGCAAUUUCACCCGAGACUUCUGACAAAGUAAAUUACUGCAGAGCUAUCCCUGGUGUUAUCUUUCCAGGUUGCUGUUAACAGGGCACGCGUUGGAUGCUAUGUAUAAAAAUGAGACAACCAAACAUCUUGAUAACAGGGACCCCUGGUGUUGGAAAAACAACUCUCGGCAAGGAGCUAGCUCAGCGGACUGGGCUCACCUAUGUUAAUAUAGGUGUUCUGGCUCAGGAAGGAGAUCUUUAUGAUGGCUAUGAUCAAGAGUACCAGUGCCCUAUUUUAGAUGAAGACAGGGUGGUGGAUGAACUUGAUGAGAAGAUGACGCAUGGAGGUGUAAUCGUAGACUAUCAUGGCUGUGACCUAUUCCCCGAACGCUGGUUUCACGUUGUUUUUGUCCUCAGAACAGACAAUACUCAUCUGUACACACGGCUCGAAUGCAGAGGCUACACAGGAAAGAAGCUGCAGGACAACAUGCAGUGUGAAAUCUUUCAGACCAUUUAUGAGGAGGCAAGUGAGGCCUACAAAAAGGAGCUUAUCCACCAGCUACCCAGCAACACUCCUGAAGACCUGGAAAGUAACUUGGAACAGAUAGUACAGUGGACUAAGCAAUGGAUAAAAGACCACAAUUAGAGCAGAGAAAAGUGCUGCCUGGAUGACUGGAAAUAAAAUGUUUGAACACAACAAGUUGUACCCAUUUUCAACCUUUUUUAUUAACCCAUUCAACCCCAAUUUAUUUCUCAAACAUCACCCCCUCCAUGACAUUGUGCGGUCCCUGAGCAGCUCCUUUAGCAGCAGACUAUUACACCCACGGUGUAGGAAGGAAAGAUUACGCAGGUCCUUCAUUCCCACUGCUGUCAGACUCUACAACAUGCGUGGCGCCUGAUAAAAUUGUGUUUCGUCUCUACCGCUA